CGCGUUUCUUGUCUUAUUGUUUAAGUUACAAGGUAGUUUAUCUUCCUCGUGUUCCGCUAGUUUUGAUCCGGUAGGGUUUGAGUGAUCGGUUCGACGUAAAGGAAGGCGAGCAAGCCAAAACACGUACUGAGAAGUUAAAACACGACUUCUUAGAGUAGACAUACAAAGCGAAUAAUCAGCAAUAAGGAGUCGGAAUGCCGUCUGAUAGCGAAGAAAACGCCAAAGAAGCGAUAACUGACGAUAACUCGGACAGUUCUCAUUCUCAAAGCGACCGAAAAAGAGAUAGAAGGUCGGCCAGAUCUACCCCGAGAAAGGCGCUAGCGUCCAUUGCUGUAAAAAGACGAUCACUCAGAGGAAACAUGGGGCGAGCUGAUGAGGGAAUGUCAGAUAAUAGUGGAGGCGAGGGAGCAGAUUCAGUUACAAAAGAAGACAAAAACGACACAGUAGUAGGGGAAAUUGAAGCUCAAAGUCCAUCUGACAAGGGUCUUACACCAGAUGAUGGUAAUAAGAAUGCAGGUGAUGGCGAUGAAGAUGUUGGCAAUCAUGAUGGUAGUGAUAGCAAUAUAGAUGAUCUUGAUGAUGAUCGUGGUGCAAGUGGUAGCCACAAGGAUGCUGUUAAUGAUGCUGUUCGUACUGCUGCUGCUGAUGAUGAUGAUGAUAAUGAUGGAGAUAAUGCUGAUUCUGAUGAUGGGGAUGCUGCUGCUUCUGAUGCUGCUUAUGAUGCUAUGGAUGAUGGAGAUGACAUUGAUGAUAGUGGCAGUGAUGUUACUUUCGAUGUUAAUGACGCAGACCAGUCUGAGGAUGAGGAAGGUAUACCUCACAAACCAGAAGCCCAAAAGCAUCUUUACUACAUCCGGCCGGUCAGGCGAGAGAAACCCACAAAAGGCUUGAACGAUGAUGUGUCAGAUGGUGGCAUGGAUGAGGUUCUAAUAACAUACGACAUGUACAACAUCAAGGUGCCAGUCAAAGACAUCGGCCACAACCUGAGGCAGAUCUGCAACAACAAGAACCCCUAUAAUACCAUUUCUAUUAAUGGCAAAGACACGUCUGUUUAUCAAACAAGUUUGAUGGAGCUGGUUUUGUCCGCUCGUAAUUUGAAGGGUUCAAGGCGAAAGAGAGGCAUGAAAACUAGGAGGAGUCAAUCAUCAAGUGGAUCAGUCGACAGUGAUACCAGUGAUAGCAGUGCUUACAGUGGACUUAUGAUUUACAAAAACAGCCAUAAAAGAAAUAUAAAAAAGCCUCAAAGAAUGACUGAAGGAGUCCAAAUAGACGAUAGUGAAUCCUCAACAAGUUCUUGUGAUAGUACUUCCAGUAGUUUCAGUUAUUCCAGUGCCAGUUAUGCUAGCUCAAGACCAGUUAGACGUCGCCGCCGCCGUCGGCGUAGUAGAACACCAGACUCUGAUUCUGGGAAUAUCUCAUCAGAUAGUCUUGAUGAAAUGGAGGACUUAAACCGCUGCAAAAAAAGUGAAAGGAUUAUGGAGACAAGAAAAAGAAAAGUUCCCUUGAGACCAAGAGAUGGCAUCAGAGAAAAAAUUGCCAAGUAUUGUGCUGACACAUCAUCGUCAUCAGAUGAAGAAGCGGAUGAUGAAAGUGGUGAGCAGGAUGAAGCUGUAAGCAGUGAGUGAGGGAUGAGAAGUAUGGGUGUUCAGGCUAAAAAUACCUGGUUUAGGUGUGAAGCGAGGAUCUACAGAAAGCAUUGUCACCAGAAAGCAUUGUCACCAGUUUACUUCUGAAGGUCCGAAGGAAACCUCAACCAUUAAAAGACAAAAGAAUCUAUUAGAAUCCGAGAUAUUUAACAGGCCAUUCACUCUAAAUUAUCAAUCACAUCCUCAAGGAAACUUCCAAUAGAUACACUGCUUUCCAUAUUUUGAAAUAUUUUUCGUGUUUUCCAUUAAAAAUCAUCGGAUAUUGCUACGUAAGGAGUGCCAUCAUAGAUAUAAUGUGAGAAGUUUUAAUAUUUAAUGAUGCAAUAGGAAUUGGCAAAUUUCUUGGCAUCCAAUGGGGUGCAUACUUCCUCUGUGCAUCCCCACAAGGCUAUAGCUAGAAAAAUUUGGCCCCUUCCUUGCUACGCGCCUAGUAACAAGUCAGGAUAGAUAGUACCAUACUCACUAUAAUCAAGUGACACAUUAAGAAGUAAAGAUCAGAGACAAAGAAGGGACUAAACAUAUUGAGGAAGAAGGAACAGUAGGUUUCUUUUCCUCUGUAUCUGUGUUUGCUUCUCCUGGAUCAGCCCAUAUAUUCAAUGGAUGCUACAUACAUGGAACUCCAAAAAUUCAAACUUUUACAUAAAACUUGAAAUCUGUGCAACUAUUAACAAACUAUUUAAAGCUCCCCACCCAAUAAUUUUUAGUCAUUUCUGAUUUGAUUGCUUUUAACACCCCCCAAACUCUAAAUAUUGUUGUCUCCCUUGAAGAUCCAAGUUAAGUAAGGAGACUUGUCCACUGUAUGGCGGACCAGAUCCAGAAUUGUAUUAAGAUAGUUUCAGGGGUCCUGUCAUGUGUGUUUUUAUAGCCAUGACUAAAUUCUAUCAGUGGAGAUAAGGAAGUAACCACCCAGUCAUCUAAUGGUCUACCAUCUGAAUUCCUUUGUGAAGGAUUUGAAGAUACCAGCUCUAUAUGUAUCUGGAAAAGUUUUUCUUUUACUUAUUUGGUAUUUACAUAAUUUUUAGCAAAAAAAAAGAAGCAUUAUUACAAAAUGUAAAUGUAAAAUAUAUUUCAUAGGUAAAAUGACUAUAUAGCAGAGGUUUAAUUUAUAAAAAAAUAUUAAACUAAUGUUAUUUUA
Messenger RNA from Nematostella vectensis (starlet sea anemone), 2781 nucleotides. RefSeq names its product myb-like protein O. The transcript has 5 exons. The record is from RefSeq and is a predicted model, not a curated record. Bases 195 to 1625 code for a protein of 476 amino acids. Lineage: Eukaryota; Metazoa; Cnidaria; Anthozoa; Actiniaria; Edwardsiidae.